AUGACAGACGUUGUUUGAUGAAGAAUUUUUCUCCUCUGUGUUCCAUUAUCAUGCUGGAACGUCUGAGAACCUCCACUGUGAACUUCAUAACCAGCCAUCCAGAUUCCGACUUUCCAGAUUAACUCGGAAUAUUUUGCCUUGAGGUCUGUGGGCAUUAGAAGAGAUAAAAAGAAAAGCGGCCUUCGUGUAACAGAGAGCGCCUUUUCGGUCAUGGAGGAGUUAGUCAGCGUCUCUUGCGAAGAAGCAGACGGCUGCCCUGUCAUUCUGGUCUGUGGCUCUCAAGACGUUGGAAAGUCAACAUUUAUUAGAUACCUGAUUAACCAGUUGUUAAACAGUAUAUCCUGCGUGGACUAUUUGGAGUGUGAUCUGGGACAGACAGAAUUUACCCCUCCAGGUUGCAUUUCUUUACUUAAUAUUACAGAACCAGUCCUAGGACCGCCUUUCACUCACCAGAGGACCCCACAGAAAAUGGUAUAUUAUGGAAAGCCUUCCUGUAAACACAACUUUGAGAAUUAUAUUGAGAUUAUCAAGUACGUGUUCAGCUCCUACAGGAGAGAGUCCCCUCUGAUUGUCAACACGAUGGGCUGGGUGGCAGACCAAGGGCUCCUGCUCCUCAUUGACCUGAUCCGGCUGCUUUCGCCCAGCCAUGUCAUUCAGUUCAGCUCUGGCCGCAGUAAGUACAUGCCGGACCUCACCCCCGACUACGUGGACGACAUGGACGGCCUGUACACGAGAAGCAAGUCCAAAGUCAGAAACAGAGGUUUCUACCUGCCAGAAUUUGCUGACAAUUUUGAAUUUGCUGAUGAAGAAAAGGACAGUCCAGUCGUGUUUACUGGAUACAAACUGAUGUCCGUGAAGUCAGAGUUUGUGUCUAGAAAAACUCCAAGAAAUAGAGAAUCACAUAACAGAGUCCUUCGUGAUUUGGCGGUGCUCAGCUACCUUGGCCAGCUGCAGCCUCCGGUGCCAAAACCACUUUGUCCCUUACAUGGUCUGACACCCUAUCAGGUCCCUUUCAACGCCGUUGCGCUCCGGAUUAUCCAUGCAGAUGUGGCUCCCACCCAUAUAUUGUACGCCCUGAAUGCCAGCUGGGUUGGCCUUUGCAAGAUCCUGGAUGACGUCAGAGGAUAUGCAAAUGGGCCCAUCCUUCUUGCCCAGACUCCAAUCUGUGAUUGUUUGGGGUUUGGAAUUUGUAGAGGGAUUGACAUGGAGAGGAGGCUUUACCACAUUCUCACUCCUGUGCCCCCGGAGGAGCUCCGGAACGUGAAUUGUCUUCUGGUCGGAGCCAUCUCUGUCCCACAGUGUGUCUUCAAGAGCCAGCGUGGGCUUGAAGGGACGAUACCUUACAUCACGACAGAUUAUAACUUUAAACUUCCUGGAGCAUCAGAGAAAAUUGGAGCAAGAGAAAUUGAGGAAACACAAGAAGAGAAAGUACACCCCAAACCUAAAUUCUAUCGAAAAACAAACUGAUCCUGAUGCCCUUAAUAAGGGAAGGAACUUUCCUACCAGGAAGCUUGACUCUGUCUCCAGCCUGGCACCCAUGGACGGAUGGGUUCUGUGGCCCCGGACAGCACGCUCACGUAGCCAGCAGUGUGUUCUGCAGCUCGUGGAUAUGUUUAGAACACGUUUCGGCCUCUUCAAGCUACAUGACCCAGAGGUUCGCCCUGGUCUUCUAUUUUAUCUUCUAAAGGGAUAGAGCAGCAGGGAAAACAGAAAAUGUGCGUUAAAACAGAAAGAACCUGGUAGAUUCCUCUGAUAGUUUUACAAGGACCUGGUUGUUGGAAUUUGGGUAAAAAUAGAGAAACUGGGACAACAGAAAUGUACCAAGGACUUUGGAAGGCAGGCUGACCAGCGGGAUGGAGAGCACGGUAAGAUUCGGAGGCACACUGUGGUCCAAGCCCCCACGGAGGGGCCCACCUGCAGGGCCUUUCCAUCCCUGCUCGUUCGAUGCUGCCUGAGGUCUCCUUCCAGCAGGCACAUGGGUCGAGUGUUAAGCUUAUCUUUGGUCUGAUCAACUUAAUCAAGGUUUCAUAGAUAAAAGUUUGACUCAAGAGCCCUUCUUUUUUUUAAUCUGAUGGUUUUAUGUGGAAAAAAUUGCUCUCAAAUCCAGGAAGCCUAUCCUGGGGCCUUUUAAAAACUAGAUUUGCCCUUAUUGACUUCUCAUCUGAGAUUGAAGACACACCAUGGGCAGAGCUGGACACGCGGCUGUUUGGAAGCAAGACUGGCCCAGCGGCUCACGCUCUUGGCUUUGGCGACUGCACCUGAAGUGUGUGCCGUGUGGGGUUUUCCCCGAAGGGAACCGCAGGCCUGCGAGGAUACUGUUCUCCCGGAGGGCUUUGGGGGAAAACAGUGCAAGUCUCUUCUUGUCUUCUCCCUGGUGGCCAGGAUCCUUUAACCACCAAGGUUGGGAGUGGUUUUGGUGACCAGUCAGGGCAGUCAGGUCAGGUCACAUCAUUCCUGCAUGUAGGAUGGUGAGAUACUUAGUGAGGCGGCAUUUCAAACUGGCAUUGUGAAUUCCAGCUUCCCAGCAGCACGUGUUGAAGGACCACCGUUAGGAUGUGGGGGUCUUAACAUUUACAUUCAUUUGAACUGUUGGUUCUCGUUGUCUUAAGCAAUCAUUAGCGUCUCAUCUCGUAAACCCACAGACUUACGGAGCCCUUGUCCCCCCCCAGGGUUAGUUUUGAUACCCUAGAGACCAUUUAAAGUCAGACUUCUCGGUUGCCUCUUACCUACAUCUAAACUGAACUUGUACGUGUUUUUCUGUCUUGGCGUUGGAAGAAUUUCAGCAGACGAUCACUGUCAACUUUUUGCCUCCUUCCCCGGUUCUUGUAUCUUUACAGUAAUGCUCAUUAGAGGUCUGUAGCAGUAGGAGGAAUGGAAAGUGGUGUCUGGUCCUUUGCAUUUUCAUUAAAUACAGGCUCCCCUUUAACCCAUUUCCUCCUGGCCUUGAAAAUUGCCCUGUGGUCAGUCCUCAUCGGCACAGAAGACAUACAUUGCCACCAGAGGGAGCUGUCAGCCGUUGGUCAGACGGCCACAGGGUGCUGGAGUUGGCCGGGGAGCCGGGACAGGCCUUUCACAGGGUUCAGAGACGCUAUGGUCAGACCCCAGGGUGUGCUGGUCAGACUGGCAGCAGUGCACCCACCUUGGGUGUUUGCCAUCUGAUUAUCACUGUCGGUGGUUUGGGCUUCUGCCAUUUCCCCUGGUCUGUGAUGGUUCAGAAUGGGUAGCACGAGAGACACUCUUAACAAAAACUCUUAAUCGUGUCUAUGCGUGAUUUUCGAUGCUUAUUUUAAGAAAAUUAAAGGAAUAUAUGACUUAGAACAUGAAAACCCUUAAUCACUGCUUUUAGUGUUUCUUUAAAAUCAGUUCUUCAGAUCCAUUUAUAGGACAGGUGGAUAAGAAAAUGAAAAGAUUCUCAACUUCUAGGGUUUCUUUUAUUUUGUGAACAAAGGUAAUUCCACUGUCCCCAUCUGACCGCAUUAGGCCUUGUGGGCAGGAAGCAGCGUAUCCUCUGAGACCCCAGCAUAAAAACGGAAGACUUGAGAAAGGGGAGGGGGGUAGUUGAGCUGGCCCUUCAGGGGCCUCAGAUGAUGAUUUUUGAGAAAUCAAAAUGUGGAAGUGGCCAGCCGGAGAGGAUGGUGGGGGUGGUGAGGGCCCCAGCUGGCCGAGGGAGCCCCUGCCCCACCAGGAUCCCUGUGACAGACAAGUACACACAGACCAACAGAUCUCUGGGACCAAGCGAUGUGGGACAGUGUUUUUAAAUUGUCUGAUUGUUUUUUCCUUAGAUCUGGAUAUGUACUGACGAAGGCAGCAGGCUUUGAUGUUAGAGCUCCCGAGUUCAAAUCCGGACUGGGCCUCGGCUAGCAGUGCAGCUUUGAAGAGGGUGUUUAACUUGAACCUCUUUCCUUAAGAUGGGAUGACCGCUUCCCAUGAGGUCCCUGUGUGAGGAGGACGUGAGGCACGUCUGUAGCAGGUGUAGCAGUAACUCUUAGUGCGAGGCCUGUCUCUGGUUAGACUGUAAACUCCUAGAAGACAGGGACCAAGAUUGCAUUUCUCACGGUCACGUUGGGAGGAUGCAGAAACUAAACGUUUGCAUCUGAAGCCCUCUUACCCGGUGGCCUCCGGGCAGGUUUACCCUAACACCAGUCUUCCUGCUGCAGGUCCUGUUCAGAAGGCCCAGAGAGGUAGGUUCCAUGGCUUCUGCUGAUUACUCACUCCUGGGAGUUUCCCAUAAACCCCACUUACUGCUUUUAAAAUUAUGUGACCACUUUACCCGUGUAGGAGAUGGUCCUCAAGUCCACGACCACUUAAUCACUGUUAAUGUAUGAUGCUUUCUCGUCUGGCUUUUUUCUAAAACCCACGUGUGUAUUUUACAAAGUUGUCCCACUGUACAUGUGGUUUUCUGUCCAGCUCUUUUCACUUAACACGUGACCUUCUAUAUCAUUAAAUAUUUUUGAGAAUGUGAA
Messenger RNA from Vicugna pacos (alpaca), 4463 nucleotides. The record is from RefSeq and is a predicted model, not a curated record. NCBI's taxonomy places the organism in Eukaryota, Metazoa, Chordata, Mammalia, Artiodactyla, Camelidae.